AUGGUCAGCGCCAUGAAGGACAAGGGGAGGGUUGAAGCUUAUAUCGACUUUACGAUCCAAGAAGACAUAUCAGCAGCGGAAUACUAUAUCGCCCUCAACGAAAUGAUCUCAAACAGGUGGAAGAUCGUUCCCAUUACUUCGUCACAACAGGGAUUUGUAACCUUUUCAGAGAGGGACCUGGCUCUUUUCUUUUGGAAGCGAGACUUGUUGAAGCAGAGGUUGGUGGACUUGGCUUCAUUGGACCAGGACGACCCCACAACUAUCACAUCCACAAAUGACCUUGAAACUUGGAUCGGUGGAAAGGAGCCCGGAUUUAUAAUCAAGCACUUUGUCUGCGACAUCGAUCCCACCGGCCUGUCGAACCGACAGAAGCGCAAAACUGGACACCGCGCAGCGAUCAAUCUUCGGUCCUUGAGUGGGAUUCGGGAUCACCUUCAGUUUGUCGAGCAGACCAAACCCAAGGACUACCACCAGAAAGGCUACAUACCCCAUGGAUCAAUAAGGACGGACGGAUUCCGAGUGCAGAUCUUGGCCUUCAAACUUCGAGAACGUCGGGACGCGCGGUUCAGGCGAUUACCCGAGGACGAUCUCCCUCCAAGGUUGACUACAACUGUUGCUGGGUCCGACUAUUAUCUCCCCGAGAUCCGCAACGUCAUAACUUGCAAGGACAACAUCGACAAGCUGUGGCCAGGGAAGAACAUAGACGACAUGAAGAUCGUUACCUUGGAUGGCGGACAAGCCUGUGUGGUCGGGGGGUUUGCCCAUUUGCCCAAGGAUCUGAAGGAGGAAGGCAAGGGCAAGGAGAAAGCGACCGGGGGUUCGUGUAUGGAGGGUAUCGUCAUAUCUUGUCAGGAGGCAACAGCUGGUUCUUGUUUUAGAGGUCUUGCAAACGUGACAGGAUUCGACGUAGUGCUUCACGGAACGGAACAUAACGGGCCAGUAGCAGAGUUCCGAUAG
Messenger RNA from Linnemannia hyalina, 957 nucleotides. NCBI's taxonomy places the organism in Eukaryota, Fungi, Mortierellomycota, Mortierellomycetes, Mortierellales, Mortierellaceae. The record is from the annotation of a GenBank genome assembly.